UGUAAGAGCACAAAAACAUCUUGCAUGAAUGUUUCUCUUGUAUUGAUCUCCUUUCUCUGUCUCUGUUUAUUUGCCCGAGUGAAAGAGCGCUUGCAAAGCAAACAAAAAAGCAGGGCGACUGACACGUGUUUCCAAUGAUUGGGAGCACAUGGCGCAUGCUUUACUUUCUCAUUCUGUCCUCUCGUCCUGCAGAGGAAACAUCAUGAGGCCGUGGGUCACGCUGCUCUUUGCUCUCAUCUCUCACGCCUCAGCUGCAGAUGAGUCGUGCAUGGGCCGCUGUGAGAAUGGCUUUGACUCUGAGAAGAAGUGUCAGUGUGACACCAUGUGCAAGUACUACGAGAGCUGCUGCUCCGACUAUGAGGGCACUUGUGGCAUGAUGACCCGAGGAGAUACAUUCGAGUUACCGGAAGACGACGAUGAAGAUGAUCUUGAAAGCACCACGCCAUCCUCCGGGCACCCCACACAUGGGCAGCAGCCCUUCUUCACCCCAGAGGACAUCUCUGACUUUGUCCGCAGCCCACAGCAACAUCCAGAAGCCACAUUAGAAAUGAACAAAUCUCCAAAAAGGCCUCUGAGAACAACCAUCGCACCAUCAGUGAAGCUUCCCAGUAGCAGCAAAGGCAGUCAUGAGACCACCACACCUACAACAAUACCUCCAACGACACCUGCCACCACUGUGGUACCAGACCCUGAUGCUGAGGUGUGCAGCGGCAGGCCCUUUGACGCAUUCAUGCAGUUAAAGAAUGGCUCCAUCUAUGCCUUCAGAGGUGAGUACUUCUUCGAGCUGGACCACAAGACUGUCCUGCCUGGUUAUCCCAAGCUCAUAAAGGACGUGUGGGGCAUCAGCGGGCCCAUCGAUGCCGCUUUCACGCGGGUCAACUGCCAGGGCAAGACGUACAUCUUGAAGGGUAACAAGUACUGGAGGUUCGACAACGGCGUGUUGGAUGACAGCUACCCUCGGGACAUCAGCGUCGGUUUUGACCAGAUUCCGGAUUAUGUGGACGCAGCGUUUGCUCUCCCUGCUCACAGUCACAAUGGCAAAGAGAAGGUGUAUUUCUUCAAAGGGGAUCGCUAUUACGUCUACGAGUUUUUGCACCAGCCGUCACAUGAGGAGUGUGUCGCCAUGUCAGAGAGGUCUCCCUCCACACUGUUCAGACGCUACACCACCAUAUACUCCGGCAACUACCACAGAUUUUUCAGCGAUCUCUUCUCUGACUUGCCGCAGCAUCACACCAAUUACCACUUCAUCGACAAAGACUGGAAGGGGCUCCGGUCACCAGUGGAUGCCGCCAUGGCUGGACGGAUUUACGUCUCUCCACGCCGCGUCCAGCCGGACCAACAGCGUAGCCAGCAGUAUGGACAGCAGUAUGGACAACAGUAUGGACAGCAGUAUGGACAACAGUAUGGACAGCAGUAUGGACAGCAGUAUGGACAGCAGUAUGGACAACAGUAUGGACAACAGUAUGGACAGCAGUGGGGGCGAAGGAGGCAAAACCGCUCACCCUUCUGGGAAUCCAUGGCUGAGCGAGGCAUGAGCAUGGGCCAACAGUUUGCAGAAAGGGGGAUGGAAAUGGGUCUGAGACUGGCCGAGAGGAGAAUGGAGAUGGAGGAAAGGCUCGGACGAGAUUGGCGCAGACAGUGGGAUCAGGACUGGGACCAGGACAGGCGGAGAGACAACAACAGAGACAACUAUGACUCCAGAUACAGGAAUGACAGGUCCUAUUGGGACUUGUGGCAAAGAAAUCUACCUGUACAGAGCGUCUACUUCUUUAGAGGAGAUAAAUACUACAGAGUGGACCUCGGCACUAAGAGAGUGGACCCGGCCAUGCCUCCCUACCCGAGAUCCAUCGCCAAGUACUGGCUUGGCUGCUCAGACCCAGCCGGAGCAGAGAAGAAGUAGCCUAAAGCAGUAUUAGGUAUUUAAAGGUAUAUCAGCAGGUCGUAGGCAGUAAGUAAUGGUAUUGUGUAUCAGCAGGACUCCGUGUAGCACACAACCGGCUGCUUGAGCAAAUAAUGAAGGUCAUCAGAGGUGCAAAGUCCAGCUGGCCCACUUCAUUUAUGACAUCAUACUAAUGCUACAGUUGUUCCUGUGUAGUAAGCAAAAGUGACAUUCACAUGCACAUAUUUAUGCUCACCUGUACUAGAGUUGCCUUUGUCUUUAUUCAAUUCCAAUUAUAGUACUUAUUUAUAUGACCCCUCCCCUCAAUGUAUACGUAAUUCAUUUGUUACAUAGCAACUGUCUUAAGAUAUAAUGAUGACCUGAUCUGAUAAAGCUCAUAAAGAUGUUCCAUGACUGUUAUCCAGUUACUUAUUUUUAACCAAUAUGAAUGCAUAUAAAAUAAUCAUUUCUGUGUUAUAUAUCCUCUCUUUUAUUACAGUUAAUUCUACUUUUUUCCUGGGAGAAAUGGCAUGGUUCUAGUGCCUUAUACCUCUGUAGCUGUGCACGGUUCUAGAUAUUAAACUGCCAUUCUGUAGAUUUAAUCCUACAGCAAGGACAUAUGACAGAUGAGAUUGCAGCUUUUUUUAUAGGCUGCGGAGGUCACAAAGCAUCCACUGGGUUCUUGUACCAGUAUUUUUUACAAGAUGAACAAUGUUAACUGUGACAAAUAAAUACUCUUAUAGCUGCAUCCACUUAGUAUUCUUUAGCCAUGAUGAUUUUUAUUUAGGACAAAUAAAAUGUUUACAUUUCUAACUAUUUCUACACUAUUGACUGUAAUUUAGUCAGCUGAUCCCU
Messenger RNA from Dunckerocampus dactyliophorus (ringed pipefish), 2734 nucleotides. It is a transcript of the gene vtna, whose product is annotated as vitronectin a. The coding region runs from base 149 to 1900 and encodes 583 amino acids. Lineage: Eukaryota; Metazoa; Chordata; Actinopteri; Syngnathiformes; Syngnathidae. The record is from RefSeq and is a predicted model, not a curated record. Gene Ontology annotation, biological process: cell adhesion mediated by integrin; immune response; cell-matrix adhesion. The transcript has 8 exons. Gene Ontology annotation, molecular function: polysaccharide binding; extracellular matrix binding; scavenger receptor activity.